Dentiscutata erythropus is the source of this 189-nucleotide messenger RNA. The record is from the annotation of a GenBank genome assembly. Lineage: Eukaryota; Fungi; Glomeromycota; Glomeromycetes; Diversisporales; Gigasporaceae.
AUGGAAGGUCAUGGAAAUACUAAACUAAAUCCGGUAAACGAUCAUGAUAAUGAAAGUAGUGUAGAUGCUUCCCAAAUAAGCAAUCAGCAAAAAACUAUUCCGAAUACUCCUUUAUCGGCAGAAGAUCUUGACGAUUCUGAUGAAACUGAGCUUACUAAAAAUCAAAAUAUAGAACUAGAUUUAAUCUGA